AUGAUGCGAGAAUCGGAUUUGGAUAUUGGAAGCGGUCGGGCAUCUGUUGAUGAAGGCUCUACUGAGAAUAGAUCCUCUAUUGACAUUACACUAAAUGAGCAGGAACGAGGACACACUAUUGAUAAUUACGCACAAUUAGACGCAGCAUCAUCAAAGCCUGUGUUGAAACGAAACCCAUACAUUUCUCUUCUUUUUCACAACAAGAGAUUUCUCAUCAUUUGGAUGGCUGGUGUGUUAUCCGGAAUGGGUAACUACUUUUCUGAAAUUGCUGUUGUCUACGAAAUUGAACACAGAACCAAUAUUGGUUUUGCAACUGGUGCUCUUUUCCUUUCAAUCUUCGCCCCAUCAUGCUUGGCAAUGCCUUUUGCUGGAUUGUGCUCCGACAUUUUUGACAGACGAAAGGUUUUAAUUAUUGCCAAUAUUGUAAGAGCUGUGAUUGCUUUUUGUUUUCUUUUUGCCUUGUUGAUUAAGGACAAUAACCCACUCUUAUUCGGAUUUUAUUACGUGUGUAUGGCCCUAAUGUUCUUUACCAACGCGUUUUAUGAUGCUUCUCGUGGUUGUUUGAUGCCGUUGGUUGUAGAUCACCAUGACCUGGUCGCUUGUAACGCCCUCGAUAGCUUGACCUGGUUGUUCUGUUCUUAUACUGGUGCUGCUAUUGGUGGUCUUAUUACUUCCAUGGCAUCCAAUAUGUGGACUCCUGACAGCCCAUUAACAAAAACAGAAGUAGGACUAGUCACAACCUUUGUACUUAACGGUGUUUUGUUCAUUUUGGCCUUAAUUUUGACCAUUGUUUUGAUGAGAUAUCCAGAGUUGAACCCUCCAAAACCUGCAGACUUUCCAAAGGGAGGAAUUGCUCUUGCUAAACACAGUAUCAAGGAAUUAUACGAAGGAUUUAAACUGUUGCUUGGCGGAAAGGGUUAUCUUUUGAGUUUUACUGUCAUGAAAUUAUUGGGCUCUUUUAUUUGGGCAUCCGUUGAGUUUAUUAAUGUGAAAUUAUCUGAAUUCCCAACGCUAACUUUGAUGGAUAGUCCAGAAAACACAAUGACCAUUGCAUACAGCUUGUUCGGUAUUGGCUCUGGACUUGCUCCUAUGGUUUGUGAAUUGCUACUGGGUAACAGAAUUAGACGUUCUGUGAGAAGUGCAUUCUGGACAAGAUUUGUGAUUUUAGUUUCCUUCUUCAUGUUGGCCGUUGGUUUUGGUAUCAUGACAUUUACUAUUCACGCCUCAAUGUUUAUUGCUGCUAACUUUAUCCUUGGUGCCGCUGGUGGUACCAUGUGGGUGUACAGUAUGGCUUCCAUUGAACAUUUGACACCUAACCACUUCUUGGGACGUAUCACUGCUUUUGAUAUUUGCUUUGGAUUUGGUGCUGGCCAAGCUUUGGGAGUUUUAGUUCCAUCCCCAUUCUUGAAUGACAUUUUUGGCAUUAAGCAGCCACACUUGUUUGCACUUGUCAUGUUCUGUUUGGCUUGGGUAUUGUUCAUUUUCUGGGUUAUUUGGUUCUAUCUCACCAAGAAUAUUCACCAACAUCAUGUUGAGCACGAUGAGCACAAGCAUUAA
Messenger RNA from Naegleria lovaniensis, 1557 nucleotides. RefSeq lists its product as uncharacterized. Gene Ontology annotation, molecular function: transmembrane transporter activity. The record is from RefSeq and is a predicted model, not a curated record. The coding region runs from base 1 to 1557 and encodes 518 amino acids. Lineage: Eukaryota; Heterolobosea; Eutetramitea; Acrasida; Naegleriidae. The transcript has 2 exons. Gene Ontology annotation, biological process: transmembrane transport.